AUGUGUCCGAAUGAUGGAUUAGGCGAUGGCGAAGCGAUGUCUCGGGGCCUAAGCUCCUUGGGUGGUAAUUUCAGUAAUGAGCAUGGGUUCACCAGGACUGUCGAGGGGACAAAGCAUGAAAGCAAGGUUGCGGGCUGGAAAGGACGCUGGGAUAAGGGAGAUGCGAGAAUUACGCCGUAUAUGUAG
Molecule: messenger RNA, 186 nt
Organism: Penicillium bovifimosum
Lineage: Eukaryota; Fungi; Ascomycota; Eurotiomycetes; Eurotiales; Aspergillaceae
Exons: 1
Coding region: 1-186 (61 amino acids)
Source: RefSeq, a predicted model, not a curated record